AGAAAGUCCGCGAGGGAGGAGGUGGAUAGCGAAAGGAGGGCCAAGGGGAAUAAGCCCAGGUGACAAGCUUUGCAUGAAAUUAUUACCAAGAGUUGGGUCAGAAACAUGGGAAGCCCCUUGGUAGGAUGUAUGGGUGCUGGUGUCUAGACUCUGGAUCGAAGCUAUUGUGCAAAGUACCGUGGGCUGAAGAGGAACGACCGCGAUCGCAAGAGGAAAUCAACACGGGACCGCAACACUCCAGUUUCCUGAAUAGAGAAAGACCUUGUUUUGCAUGUUUGAACGACCUGAUUCUUGGACGCUUCAAAUUUGUAUCGCUGGGUCAUUUUUGACUCUUUGAGCGACUUGCACCCUGGUGGAAACGAUCUUAGGCGAUGACUGAGGUUAUCAAUGAAAAUCGUGCCGAUGACGACAUACCAAGCGACCAUUCACGUUGUUUUUGUUGUUUUCUCCCUUGCAUCCGUGUGCAAACACGGUCAAGAAGGGUGUUGGAUUCCAGUGUGCAGAUGACCAAUAGUUCCAAAGAUAUCAAAUCUAAACCUACUCCUCUACUCGUCGACAAGAGCGAUGAGCUGACAGAGCAUCACAAAUAUUUUUGUCCUAUUUGCAUGUACUAUCUUGCGGAUAUGCAGAAAACCAAGUGCUGUGGACAUCAUAUUUGUCUCGAUUGUGUAAAAGCGAUGAAGAAUCAUAAAGUUUCUCAACAAGGGGGACUGGAAACGGCACAGGAUGUCGAAGACACUGUGGUGUCCUGCCCCCAUUGUUCCUGUCCAGUUCUGAAAUUCGAAAAGAUCCGCACGCAUGAGGAAUCCAGGAGAUACGAAGACUCGCCUGCCCUCCAUCCGGACUCCAAGGGGAGCAGGAAGCUAACGCCUGGCUUGCAACAAGUUGCUCCUUCACCUCUUAAAGUGGGAGACAGUCACGAGAAUAUGAUGAGAAAGCUGAUUACCUUCGAUCAAUGCGGCAUCAACAUCAAAGGACAAAUGAAUUCUCCAACGAUCCAGGAGGGCAGCGCAGAUGUACCCUCGCUACCGGGCGUGCCAAUUCCUCCUUUGCCCGAGGAUCAGUUGCGAGUCAGCGAGUCGGGCGAGGCUCGCAGACUAGAGCAGAGGCUUUUCCUGGACGAUGGUCCGGUUUCAGAAGCCACGAGAGCCGCCUCAGAAGCUGAGGUUCAAUCGCCGCAGGACAAUGCUUCUGCAAGGCCCCCAAGACCAUCGUCCUCUCCCUCUUUAACGUCACCACCGCCAGAGUAACCUAGUAAUGGAGAACGACGCUGCCGGUGUUUCUUGUGUAUAUACAUUCGAGAUUUGUAAAGAAACGUAUCAU
Messenger RNA from Guillardia theta CCMP2712, 1323 nucleotides. RefSeq lists its product as hypothetical. The record is from RefSeq and is a predicted model, not a curated record. The transcript has 12 exons. Lineage: Eukaryota; Cryptophyceae; Pyrenomonadales; Geminigeraceae. Bases 504 to 1250 code for a protein of 248 amino acids.